AUGGUUUGGAUUAGGAGGAUUGCCAUGCCCGUGCCAGAGCUGUGUGGAAGCAUCAACGACGAGAACGUGCAGGUUGCCGAGCUGUUGGGCGCUGGGAGAUGUGAUUUGUUGGUGCCCGCUAUUCGCUGGUGGCAGGCGAAUGGCUGUGGCCAAGCUAUCCGAAACUGGAACCCACAGAUGCACUAG
Molecule: messenger RNA, 186 nt
Organism: Gaeumannomyces tritici R3-111a-1
Lineage: Eukaryota; Fungi; Ascomycota; Sordariomycetes; Magnaporthales; Magnaporthaceae
Exons: 2
Coding region: 1-186 (61 amino acids)
Source: RefSeq, a predicted model, not a curated record